This is a messenger RNA of Vollenhovia emeryi, 1177 nucleotides long. Its product is annotated as zinc finger BED domain-containing protein 4-like. Lineage: Eukaryota; Metazoa; Arthropoda; Insecta; Hymenoptera; Formicidae. The coding region runs from base 671 to 1177 and encodes 168 amino acids. Gene Ontology annotation, molecular function: protein dimerization activity. The transcript is spliced from 2 exons. The record is from RefSeq and is a predicted model, not a curated record.
GAGGAAGCAAAAUCGAAAUUUUGUCGAAAUUUUGGGAAAAUGUCGAAAAAUUGUUGGACAUUUUAGCCAUUCUUCACUCGCUUGCUCAAAACUCAAUAGCAUUCAGGAAAGUUUGAAGUUGCCAAUUCAUAAAUUAAUCCAAGAUGUUACAACACGGUGGAACUCCACAUUUUAUAUGUUGUCAAGACUCCAUGAACAAAGACAAGCAGUAACUGCAUAUGCUGCAGAAAAAGAUAUACCAACUCUUACAGCUGUUCAAUGGAGUAUAGUUGAAAACGUUAUACGUGUUCUCCAACCAUUUGAAGAAAUGACUAAAAUAACAAGUUCUGAUUGCGAGACAAUUAGAUACGUUAUUCCGGCAGCUGUUACUCUACAUUCAUAUAUUUCAAAACGACAAAAGGAUGCUGGAAUAAUGAUGUUGAAGGGAGAAUUGAAGAAAGCGAUAGAAGAACGAUUUUUUGGUUCUAUAGGUAUUAUUAUAAUGUUCAUUUUUUAAUAAGUUUACAAUAUUUUUUCUUUAAAAUAAACAAUUCUAUUUUGUAUUAUAGGAUUCAAUAUCAAAGAUCGAAAAUGUUUUGUAUUAGCUACAGUAUUAGACCCAAGAUUUAAAACUAAGUAUUUGUCAGACGAAAAUAAGGCUAAACAGUGGAUCAUUGAUGAAUUACUUGAAAUGAAUAAUAGAAUUACCGAGGAUAAUGAAAACAGUACACAGAAUCAUAAUGUCAACCCUCUUCAAAAUCACGAUAUCACCAGUGAAACACACGACGACAUUUGGAAGUGCUUCGAUGACAUAGUAAACAAUUCAAAUUCGGACAACGAUAAUAGUAGUUUUGAGGAUUCAUCAAGCCAGACAUCAUUUAAAAGACAACCGACUGAUAGAACUAACAAGAAAACUGCAGUUUACAAUGUCGAGUUAACGAAAUACCUGACACUACCUCUAUCACCGAGAAAUGAGGAUCCCUUAACAUGGUGGAAAACACAUGUUUUGGAAUAUCCUAAUCUCAAAACUUUGGUUUUGAAAUACUUAAGUGCUCCACCCACUUCCGUGCAUUCAGAAAGACUUUUCAGUGCAGGAAAAUUGGUUUAUUCCGAUAAUAGAAAUAGAUUAUCACCGCAAAACGCUGAAAUAUUAUUGUUUAUUAUGAAAAAUUUACUAAUACUAAACUAUGAUUACUAA